Messenger RNA from Agrilus planipennis (emerald ash borer), 1127 nucleotides. RefSeq lists its product as uncharacterized. The record is from RefSeq and is a predicted model, not a curated record. The transcript is spliced from 3 exons. Gene Ontology annotation, biological process: non-motile cilium assembly. NCBI's taxonomy places the organism in Eukaryota, Metazoa, Arthropoda, Insecta, Coleoptera, Buprestidae. Bases 91 to 918 code for a protein of 275 amino acids.
GCGCAAACGGAGUAUGAAUGACCUGCCUAUCUACGUAUCGUUAUUUAUCAUUUGCGAUGCAGUGUGCCUCAGAAUGUGAUUCAUUAAAUCAUGUCCAACUUUAAAGGUUUUAGUGAAGAUGAAAUUAAAAAGUUAACAACUACUUCAAGUGUUAAAAUAGCGGUUAAGUCCAUUGAUGAUGAUAUACUAAAUGGUAAACGAGUUUUACUAAAAGUGAAAAAGGGUCAAAAAAACGCAGUAAUAAAGAAUCUUACCAGUUCAAAAACAUUACAGAAAAACGAGGAUGAAGAUUCUAAAAUUCCAGACGGUGCCAGGCUUUCUCCUUUUAAUCAAACCAAAAAAAGUCCAAGUCUAGUUUGUAAAAAUGAGAUAAAUAACCAAGAAACUGAAUCUUCCGUCUUAGAAAAUAGAAAUUACCCAAACGAAAAUUACGAUGAUAAAAACACGGUAGUGCCUGAAAUUCCAUUACAAUCAGAUGGCGAAUUCCACCCUGCGAAAAGGAAACAAUUACCCGACACAGACGUAAAAGAUCCGCCGCCGAGGGUAAUUUCGUCACAGGAUGAACCUAGAAACGAUAAAAAUGGGUCUUUAAUCACCUCAUCAGAAGGUAGAAGAAGAAGCAGCAACAGCAGCAGUAGCAGUAAUAGUUUGCAAACGCUCCAGGCUCGGCAAAAGUUAAUAGAGGAACAGAAUAGAAAACGGAAAGAGAUACUUGCCAAAGCUUUAGCUGACAAGACGAAAAAAACCCGAGAAGAGACGGAAAGAUUAAAUGAAAUACAGCGGGAAUUCAAAAAAUUGGAUGCGUUACUAUCUGAGGACGUGAAUAUCCUUAGGAGACAAAUAGAAAUUGCCAGCUUCGACUUUAUGGAAGCGCACUAUUCCAUUUUUUCGUAUUUGAUGGGUCUAAUCUAUCUGUAGCAAGGACCGUUAAAUGGUACAUUUCUUUAUUACUUACUAUUGGAUUACUUAAUUACGUACUUAAUACUAAAUUUUGUACAGUGUAAUUAUAUACUUUUGUUAUAACCUAACCUAACCUGCAGCUAAUAGAAAUUCGUUGAAAUUUUGACUGGCAGCUUAUCAAAAUAUAAAUAAAAUAUCAAGUAAGAGAGGCUUGCUAUGUAUCCAUU